CUUAAAAACACUGAUAGCAGAACAUAAAAGAUUCAAGUAUUAAACUGCUGAAAAUGAAAACAUUCACUGCUGCAGUUGUCGGGGCCGUUGUGCUCGUUUUUAUUUGCAUUCAGGGCUACACUGCCUUCCCAUUCACUACAGUGGAAGAGCUGGAGGAGGAAAUGAGCAACAAUAAUACUGCUGCAACGCAGGAAGAGACAUCAGUAGAAAUAUGGAUGAUGCCAUUUGACAUCAGGGAGAAUAGCCACGCUAGCCCCGUUAGAUGCCGUUAUUGCUGCGGCUGCUGCCAUCUCGGUGGCUGUGGCAUGUGUUGCCAGUGAGGAUUCAAGCGUCCUGCUGAGAUUUGUGUAGCUUCCACCAGAAGCGGCGUUAUGUUCUUGUCUUCAGUUAAAAACCUGAUGUCACUGUACUUUGUCAUGCUGUAUUUACUAUGUGUGCUCAGUGACGUCACUGCAUCACCAGCAUAUUAUCAUUGCAUUC
Archocentrus centrarchus (flier cichlid) is the source of this 480-nucleotide messenger RNA. Its product is annotated as hepcidin-like. Gene Ontology annotation, cellular component: extracellular region. NCBI's taxonomy places the organism in Eukaryota, Metazoa, Chordata, Actinopteri, Cichliformes, Cichlidae. Bases 54 to 320 code for a protein of 88 amino acids. Gene Ontology annotation, biological process: defense response to bacterium; intracellular iron ion homeostasis. The transcript is spliced from 3 exons. The record is from RefSeq and is a predicted model, not a curated record.